AUGGCGGCUAAACAGCAAGAAUCGCGACUUUCGUUGAAGCUGUUGAUAGAUGAGAAGAGCAAUCGAGUAGUUGCUGCGGAAGCGCACAAGGAGUUUGUGGAAAUACUUUUCAGUUUCCUCACCCUCCCCAUGGGAACGAUAAUCAGGGUAACCAGCAGUGGAGACACAAAAAACCCUGUAACAACAAUCGGGUGUAUGAACAAUCUGUACCGUGGUGUUGAAAAACUGAGCAAUGAAAAUUGGGAGACAGAGAACUGCAAAACCAUGGUGCUUCGCCCACGAAAUCCACUAGGGGACUACUGCCAGAAGUUGAAACUGAACAUCGAUGGAUCUUGGUCCAAUACGUACUACCGUUGUUCUUGUUGCCGUUCUAGGUUUAGCUGGUACCCAAAUGUAAGCUGCUCAUGGAGAAUGAAGACAACCCAGGAAAUUACCGCUGCUGAUUUGAGGUCCGGGGGGGUAAAUAAUAAGCGUGCGUUUUUGCAGAAGGGGAGGACAAUGUUUAUAAUCAGUGAUGAUUUACAAAUCAGACCUGCUUGUCCAAUCGUUCUAGCUCAACUUCUAUCCAGUCUGGGUUUAAGUGAAAUUGAUGGAAUCAGGGAGAUGCUGGUAGAAGUUAGCAAGGAUCAGGUAAUCUGUCUGCUUGCACGUUCACUGGUUUCAGAGUCUCCUUUGAGUGAUUUAUUUCUGCCUAAUAAUCCUACAAAACAUGAGACAAAAUUGCCUAAGCCUGAGACUGAGAGGACAUUUCAGAAAAGUGAGACAACUGAAGAAACUGAGGCCCCCACUCUGAGUCUUCAAGUAACAUUAAACAAGUCAACAAACAAGUUAUUGUUUGCUAAGGCCACUAAUGAGUUCUUUGAUUUCCUCUGUACCUUUCUAACCAUUCCUAUUGGAUCAAUCAUACAUGUUUUUAAAACAAACUCAGGGGGGUUACAAGGAUGCAUAUACAACUUGUACACGAGUGUAGAGGAGUUGGAAGAUACAUGGAUUUGGUCUAUCGAUAAGUCUGCUAUUCUCAAUCCUGGGAUUGCGCAAUAUCAUAACUGCAAGAAGCAGCCUCUUAAAUUAGAUGAACUGAUAGAGAGCAAAUAUCUGCUUGAUCCUAGGCCUUACGAGAAUUUUGCUGUGCUAUCUUCUUUAUUCAUAGUUUUAGACAAUUUGGACGUGAAGCCUUUGUCUUCUGCUUCAAGUUCCCUCAUAUUGAGGGAACUAAAAGUGCCUUUCAGUGAUAUUGAAGAACAGGUGAUCACUGUCGGAAUGAAUGAGGCAUUGAGCUUACUAAAGGCUGCUCUUACAUCACCAUCUUCAGCUCUAACAAAUGGCCUAGCCUCCUUUUUGCAGAAGAACAAGCAGGAAGCAUAA
Ipomoea triloba (trilobed morning glory) is the source of this 1365-nucleotide messenger RNA. RefSeq lists its product as uncharacterized. NCBI's taxonomy places the organism in Eukaryota, Viridiplantae, Streptophyta, Magnoliopsida, Solanales, Convolvulaceae. The record is from RefSeq and is a predicted model, not a curated record. Bases 1 to 1365 code for a protein of 454 amino acids. The transcript is spliced from 3 exons.